This is a messenger RNA of Varanus komodoensis (Komodo dragon), 3898 nucleotides long. RefSeq names its product serine carboxypeptidase 1 (gene SCPEP1). The record is from RefSeq and is a predicted model, not a curated record. Lineage: Eukaryota; Metazoa; Chordata; Lepidosauria; Squamata; Varanidae. The coding region runs from base 64 to 1401 and encodes 445 amino acids. Gene Ontology annotation, biological process: proteolysis. Gene Ontology annotation, molecular function: serine-type carboxypeptidase activity. The transcript has 13 exons.
GCAGCUGACAAGGAACUGGAGUCAUAUGAUUUCUACCCAGGAAAUCGCCCUAUUGUUGCUAAGAUGUUGCUGAAACAGAAUUAUAUUCUACUGUUCUGUCUGAUAACUGUGAGCUUCGGUUUUUUGAUAAAGGAACCUAAAGAGCCAAAGCAGGCAUGGGGGUACACUCCCGUCAGAAGCAAUGCGAGCAUGUUUUGGUGGCUGUACUAUGCAGACAACCCUUCCCGGAAUUUCACAGAGCUUCCUCUGAUCAUGUGGCUUCAGGGAGGCCCAGGGGCUUCAGGUUGUGGAUAUGGGAACUUUGAAGAGAUUGGCCCUUUGGAUGUUGAUCUAAAACCACGAAGGACAACUUGGCUGCAGGUAGCAAGCGUGCUGUUUGUUGAUAACCCCGUUGGCACGGGGUACAGUUACGUGAACGACACCCUCGCAUACGCCACAGACCUCUGCACUGUCACUUCGGACAUGAUGGUGGUUCUCGGAGAGUUCUUCAAGUCUAAGGCAGAAUUCCAGACAAUUCCUUUCUACAUCUUUUCUGAAUCUUAUGGAGGAAAAAUGGCGGCUGCCAUUGCUUUGGAGCUUCAUAAGGCAAUUCAAGCUAAGACAAUAAAGUGCAAUUUUCUUGGAGUGGCUCUUGGUGAUUCCUGGAUUUCUCCUUUAGAUUCUGUGCUUUCCUGGGGGCCUUACCUUUACAGCACUUCUCUCCUUGACGAUAAAGGUUUGAAGGAAGUGACUACUGCUGCUAAAAAGAUUCUAGAUGCUAUGAAUAAAAGAGAAUUCAAACUGGCCACAUUGCUUUGGAGUCGGGCGGAGGAUAUCAUAGAAGAGUACACGAAUGGUGUAAAUUUCUAUAAUAUUCUGACUCAAGACACACCUUCAAAAACGGCUCUUGCCUCUGGUGAAAGUGAAACAGCACUCUUCUUAAAACUCUUCCAGCGUCACGUACAAUAUCAAAGUAAAGACAAGCUGAGCGACUUAAUGAACGGGCCCAUCAGAAAGAAGCUGAAAAUAAUUCCAGACAAUGUGCAGUGGGGAGGCCAGUCCCAAGAUGUGUUCAUGAAUAUGGCUGAAGACUUCAUGAAGCAUGCAAUAGACAUUGUGGAAGAUCUGCUGGAAGCCAGCGUCAAUGUUACUGUUUACAAUGGGCAGUUGGACCUCAUCGUUUCUACCAUAGGUCAAGAAGCAUGGCUCAGGAAGCUGAAAUGGCCCAAGCUGAAACAGUUCAGUAAACAAAAAUGGCAGGCUUUAUAUGCAGGCCCAGAAUCCAAAGAAACAGCAGCCUUCCAUAAGUCCUAUGAUAACUUAGACUUUUUCUGGAUUCUAAAAGCAGGACAUAUGGUGCCAGCUGACCAAGGUGAUAUGGCACUGAAGAUGGUCAGGAUGGUGACACGCCAAGACCACUAACAGAGUGGUAGCCAGCUGGACUGGCUUCCCUUGAGUGGGCAGCAUGCUGCUGGGUUUUCCACCGCACUUCAACCUCCAGGAGGAACAAUCGCAGCUGUACCUUUCUGCUGUCAGACAGUGCGUGAGGAAUUUUAAGGAGAUGCUGACGCUGCCUUGAUGCUUAUAAAGUUAUGACUUCCUGCCCUUGAUUUUCCCCACCAACCUUCAGUGUGAUAUGGAAGUCACUGAAGGCUUGCUUUUUGCUCUGCAACCCCUUCCAUAACAUGAGAAGAACUCUUGGUCAUCUUAUGUUUGGGCUCCAAAGAUGCUCCUAAGCUUAAGAAGCUCAAGAGACAAAUGCUGGAUUGAUUCUCAUUUCCAAAAUUAAUCUACAUUUUGAGUUGUUACGGGUUUUAGGUAACUUUUAAAGAUACCAAGUCUUUUCUACGCACUUAGACAAAUGAUCUUAUGAAUGCACAGAUAAUGAGCCUGAAUGGGCUUUGCUAUGGAUCAAACUGUGAGGCUCCCAUGCUUCUUUCCGCAACUUUUUGAUUGGCAUAUGUGCUUUAGGCCAAGUCUCAGUGAGAUUGAUGGAGCUUAUUUCCCAGAACGUGUGCUAAGGAUCAUGGUCAUAUCCAAUCCAAUGGGGGGCACAACUAAAAGUGCAGAAGGAGCUUUUCCAGUGGCUUCAGGUAUGUGACUUCAACUGGGAGAACAACAGUGGAUGAAAUUAGAGCCAGUGUGGUAUAAUGGUUAAGAGCACUGAACUGGGACUCAGGAAACCUGGGUUCUAGUCCCUGCUCAGCCAUGGAGCCAACUGGGUGACUUUGGGCCAGCACCAACUUUCAGCCCAAUCUACCUCACAGGGUUGUUGUGGGGAUCAAUCUGAGAGCAGGAAGAGGAGAAUGAUGUAAGCUGCUUUGAGUUCUUUCAAAAAAAUGAAAGGCUGGAUAUAAAUCAAAUAAGCAACAAGCAACAAGUUUGCUCACCAAGCCUAAUCCAUCACUUUUGUUGUAAUUUGGAUAGAGCCCCACUUGAAGACACAGGCCUGUUGCGAUCACACUCGGUCCAAACCAUCCAUGUAUUUGGUUGCCUCUAUGUUUUUCUCAAUGGGAUUUUCUUUGGAUGCACGUGUGAGUUUUUUAACCAAAAGUAACCAAGGAAGUUGCAAUCUUAAACAGAAUGGACCUGCAGGGACUGAACAGGGAAAGAUGUUGCUUUAAUUCUCAUUUCUAGCUAUUUUUCCACUUCAAUUUUACCAGCCCCCGUGCUCUUUUACCUGGGGUGCAGGAAGUUACAGGUGUACAGUGUUCUUCCCUUGCAGAGAAAAAGCAACCUGAGGGUGUGGAAGAACGGUCAGAGAUGAAAGAGCUCAGCCUUGUCAAGAAGAAUAAGGCUGCUUUCUAACAGGACAUCUGCUGUAAGAUACCAGCCAGUUGCUGUUUGAUGUUCUACAGCUACACACUUGCUUACAGGGAUGAUGGUGACCUUCAAAAAAACACAGGAGGCAGCCUUACAGUAGCCUAAUCUAUUUGUCCUGUCUAGCCAGGAAUAAGGAAUCUCAGACUUGCAGGCCACAUCCACUCCUCCUGGGGUCCCAGUUGAGGCUUCUGCAUCCUCCAGACAGCUGUGUCCCCUUUCCCUAGACCUAUGUCCUUUCCUCUAGUUAUUGAUGGUUUGGUGGUUUCCCUCUUUGUGAAGUUUUUACUAGAUUCUAAAAAGUUUAAAUGUCUCUCCUAAGUCUUGAGUUACUCACAGUAAAAGCUUUAAGCUAAAAUAUCUUAGUAUUUUUUAGUACCACCCCUGGAAUGCAAGCCCUGAGAACUUCUCUGACAUGGAAUUUGAAUCUUGAGUUCAAAGAAAUUCUGUACCCUGCUCUAGCCCAACAUUGUUUGCUCUGACUGGCAGCUGUUUUCUCCAGGAUCUCAGGCAGAGAGAAGCUUUCCAUAUUGCCCUGCUGCUUGAUCCUUUUAAAUGGGGCUGCCAAAAGCUGUUUGGUACUGAAGUUGCUAGGUUUUUCUUCGUGCCAAGCAUAUGCAGAGUCACUGCUAUGGAAGCAUGUGCCUCAAAAGUCCAGUCUGGGGAGAACACUGGAGUUGAUUCAGAUAGUGGCAACUAACAUGUUGAGUUUGGUCAUAAAUUAUUUCCUGUGCUUACUGUUUUGUGCAGUCUUUCAGUCUAGUUUCAUAUUCACUGUUUACAAUCCCAUCAUGUAUAAAACAAAGUGCCAGAACAUAUGUGGAUCUCUAACUAAGGAAUGGAGAAACCUCCGGCUCCAUGAAAUGAAACGGAAAGAUGAAGGGAAUUGUCUUGCAAGAAGUCUCAGAAGAUACACGGAUACCUCACUCAGCAGCAUCUUCCCUUGGCUGUUCCAUUUUCUCUAGUCAGGAGACUAAUAUAUUAGUUUUGCAGGUUCAAAUGAUGUUCUCUGGACAAAUAAGCUUUCCAGGGAAAGCACUGUGUCUUUUUAAAAAUAAACUGCUAUGUCUUGUCAAUAAAAUUUAAAUUGCUUCUUUCA